AUGGUUGGUUUCAUGGUUGACCCACAGGUGAACAUCUUCCUCCGAGUGAGUUGGGCAGAGCACGGACAUAAAACACUCAGCUGCGCCUCAGCAGCAGCACUGUGGCUGACACAGGCCCGCCCCGUGGGUGUGUUUAAGCGCAUCCACCUGCUCUGGUUCCCCGCCCCCUCCCCUCCCGGCCCCGCAGAGAGGAGCAGUGAGGAGCGCACAAGUUUAGCCGAGAGCCGCCUGCACGCUGCGCGCCUGGACGCUCCGCUCUGCUCUACUCUGCUCUACUCUGCUCUCACAGGGACUUACAGCGCGGCACAUGUGCCAGGAGAUGCUGAUCUGUUCCGUGCCGGAGUGUGCCAUCUCACUGCGGACAGAGUUGACUCUACUUUCUCACAAACCACUACUGACUAUAGACUUUCCCCCCAAACCCUGAGUGACCCCGCCCUGUGCCCCACCAUGUAUGUGAGCAGCCUGUGGAUAGUGCAUACCUUCCUGGCCCUGUCCCACUUGGCAGCAGGGAACAUCAUCGCCCCCCCAGCAGUGGCCCACGACCCGCUGGCUGCUCCCCGAGUCUUCAUCACAUUCAAAGGUACGCUCCCGUAA
This is a messenger RNA of Knipowitschia caucasica, 594 nucleotides long. The record is from the annotation of a GenBank genome assembly. NCBI's taxonomy places the organism in Eukaryota, Metazoa, Chordata, Actinopteri, Gobiiformes, Gobiidae.